Messenger RNA from Lynx canadensis (Canada lynx), 2675 nucleotides. RefSeq names its product neuregulin 2 (gene NRG2). The transcript is spliced from 11 exons. NCBI's taxonomy places the organism in Eukaryota, Metazoa, Chordata, Mammalia, Carnivora, Felidae. Gene Ontology annotation, molecular function: signaling receptor binding. The coding region runs from base 1 to 2598 and encodes 865 amino acids. The record is from RefSeq and is a predicted model, not a curated record. Gene Ontology annotation, biological process: nervous system development; intracellular signal transduction; animal organ development.
AUGCGGCAGGUUUGCUGCUCAGCGCUGCCGCCGCCGCCACUGGAGAAGGCUCGGUGCAGCAGCUACAGCGACAGCAGCAGCAGCGGCAGCAGCAGCAGCAGCAGCAGCGGCAGCAGCAGCGGCAGCAGCGAGAGGAGCAGCAGCAGCAGCAGCAGCAGCAGCAGCAGCAGCAGCGAGAGCAGCAGCAGGAGCAGCAGCAGCAGCAACAGCAGCAUCUCCCGUCCCGCUGCGCCCCCAGAGCCGCGGCCGCCGCAACAGCCGCAGCCCCGCAGCCCCGCAGCCCGGAGAGCCGCCGCCCGCUCUCGAGCCGCAGCCGCCGGCGGCAUGAGGCGCGACCCGGCCCCCGGCUUCUCCAUGCUGCUCUUCGGUGUGUCGCUCGCCUGCUACUCGCCUAGCCUCAAGUCGGUGCAGGACCAGGCGUAUAAGGCACCCGUGGUGGUGGAGGGCAAGGUACAGGGGUUAGCCCCGGCCGGCGGCUCCAGCUCCAACAGCACCCGAGAGCCGCCCGCCUCGGGUCGGGUGGCGCUGGUAAAGGUGCUGGACAAGUGGCCGCUCCGGAGCGGGGGUCUGCAGCGCGAGCAGGUGAUCAGCGUGGGCUCCUGUGCGCCGCUCGAAAGGAACCAGCGCUACAUCUUUUUCCUGGAGCCCACGGAGCAGCCCUUAGUGUUUAAGACGGCCUUUGCCCCCAUCGACACCAACGGCAAAAACCUCAAGAAAGAGGUGGGCAAGAUCCUGUGCACUGACUGCGCCACCCGGCCCAAGCUGAAGAAGAUGAAGAGCCAGACGGGACAGGUGGGUGAGAAGCAAUCACUGAAGUGUGAGGCAGCAGCGGGCAACCCUCAGCCUUCCUAUCGCUGGUUCAAGGAUGGCAAGGAGCUCAACCGCAGCCGUGACAUUCGCAUCAAGUACGGCAACGGCAGAAAGAACUCACGACUACAGUUCAACAAGGUGAAGGUGGAGGACGCUGGGGAGUAUGUCUGCGAGGCUGAGAACAUCCUGGGGAAGGACACGGUCCGGGGCCGACUCCAUGUCAACAGCGUGAGUACCACUCUAUCAUCAUGGUCGGGGCAUGCCCGGAAGUGCAACGAGACGGCCAAGUCCUAUUGUGUCAAUGGAGGCGUCUGCUACUACAUCGAGGGCAUCAACCAGCUCUCCUGCAAAUGUCCAAACGGAUUCUUCGGACAGAGAUGUUUGGAGAAACUGCCUUUGCGAUUGUACAUGCCAGAUCCUAAGCAAAAGCAUCUUGGAUUUGAACUAAAGGAAGCCGAGGAGCUGUACCAGAAGAGGGUCCUGACUAUCACCGGUAUCUGCGUGGCUCUGCUGGUCGUGGGCAUUGUCUGCGUGGUCGCCUACUGCAAGACUAAAAAACAGCGGAAGCAGAUGCACAAUCACCUCCGGCAGAACAUGUGCCCAGCCCACCAGAAUCGGAGCUUGGCCAACGGGCCCAGCCACCCCCGGCUGGACCCUGAGGAGAUCCAGAUGGCAGAUUAUAUCUCCAAGAAUGUGCCAGCCACAGACCAUGUCAUCCGGAGGGAAACGGAGACCACCUUCUCUGGGAGCCACUCCUGUUCUCCUUCUCACCACUGUUCCACAGCCACACCCACCUCCAGCCACAGGCAUGAGAGCCACACGUGGAGCCUGGAACGUUCUGAAAGCCUGACCUCUGACUCCCAGUCGGGCAUCAUGCUGUCAUCAGUGGGCACCAGCAAGUGCAACAGCCCAGCGUGUGUGGAGGCCCGGGCACGGCGGGCAGCGGCCUACAGCCUGGAGGAGCGGCGCAGGGCUGCCGUGCCACCUUACCACGACUCCGUAGACUCUCUGCGUGACUCCCCACAUAGCGAGAGGUACGUGUCGGCACUGACCACGCCCGCGCGCCUUUCUCCAGUGGACUUCCACUACUCGCUGGCCACGCAGGUGCCGACUUUUGAGAUCACGUCCCCCAACUCCGCUCACGCAGUGUCGCUGCCGCCGGCCGCACCCAUCAGCUACCGCCUGGCGGAGCAGCAGCCGCUUCUGCGGCAGCCGGCGCCCCCUGGCCCCGGGCCGGGACCCGGCGCGGACAUGCAGCGCAGCUACGACAGCUACUACUACCCCGCGGCGGGGCCCGGGCCGCGGCGCGGGGCCUGCGCGCUGGGCGGCAGCCUGGGCAGCCUGCCCGCCAGCCCCUUCCGCAUCCCGGAGGACGAUGAGUACGAGACCACGCAGGAGUGCGCGCCCCCUCCCCCACCGCGGCCGCGCGCCCGCGGCGCGUCCCGCAGGACGUCGGCGGGGCCCCGGCGCUGGCGCCGCUCGCGCCUCAACGGGCUGGCGGCGCAGCGCGCACGCGCGGCGCGGGACUCGCUGUCGCUGAGCAGCGGCUCGGGUGGCGGCUCGGCCUCAGGCUCGGACGACGACGCGGACGGGGCGCUGGCGGCCGAGAGUACGCCUUUCCUCGGCCUGCGCGCGGCGCACGAUGCGCUGCGCUCGGACUCGCCGCCGCUGUGCCCGGCGGCCGACAGCAGGACUUACUACUCCCUGGACAGCCACAGCACGCGGGCCAGCAGCAGACACAGCCGCGGGCCCCCCCCGCGGAGCAAGCAGGACUCGGCGCCCCUCUAGGGGCCCCCGCCGCCCCGCCGCCCCCCUCCGCCUCGCCUGCCCCACUGUCUUUACGGAGAACAGAGACCACCGCCUGG